AGACGGAGGGCAGGCUUCGUGUCAGGAGUAGGUGGGAGGCUGUUGUGAUAAGCAGGUGGGAUCCGCUCAGUGUCGCUGCUGUGGCCGUGUGCCUCACUUGUAAUUGAAGCUCACCAGGGAACGACGGCAUCUACCACUGCUGAAAUGUAUUAAGCAGUGUAACACAAUUUAAGAGCUUGACAUUUUAGCGUCUAAUCAGAAAGCACUAACGUCAGGGAAAUUGUUUCUUCUUUAUCUGAGACGUUUUUUAAAUGACAUGAGCUUCACGGUGGAAAGAAAGGGAAAGGAUUUACAACGAGGAAAAAUCUGCCGCUUAGAGCACAGUGUGAGUCACUCUUAAAUUUCAGUUUUAUUUUUAUUGCUGGCUGCUUGAAGAGACUGCGAUGGGCACAAGAAAAAACUGAAGGUGGAUUUAUUUCAUUUAUCAUUUUUUUGAACAAAGUUCACCACAGAAUCCAUUUUAGACCUUUCAGUCUAAUUACAAAAGUCCGUGGAAAUGGGAGAGCAGCCGAUCUUCACCACCAGGGCUCACGUCUUCCAAAUCGACCCGACCACCAAGAAGAACUGGGUCUCUGCCAGCAAGCAGGCCGUCACCGUCUCCUACUUCUACGACAGCACGCGCAGUAGCUACCGGGUCAUCAGCGUGGAUGGCUCCAAGGUGAUCAUCAACAGCACCAUCACGCCCAACAUGACCUUCACAAAGACCUCGCAGAAGUUUGGUCAGUGGGCCGACAGCCGGGCUAACACCGUCUUUGGCCUCGGAUUCGCCUCAGAGCAGCAGCUUGCUAAGUUUGCGGAAAAAUUCCAGGAGGUGAAAGAGGCAGCAAAACUUGCCAGGGACAGAUCUCAGGAGAAGAUGGAGACCUCGAGUAAUCAUUCCCAGGAGUCAGGCAGGGAUACCCCCUUAUCGGCGCAGCCCUCUAGCAUCAAUGGCACGGAUGACGAGAAGAUCUCACACGUGGAACCGGAGGACGCAAUGCUGAAGAGCGAGAACGAACGUCUGCGGUCCGCUGUGGAACAGGGCAACGCCAAUGCCCACAAGCUGGAGACGGAGCUGCAGGCCCUGAGGGAGAACAACGCCCGUCUCGCAGAAGCAUUGCAGGAGUCCAACAAUGGCGUGGAGAUGUGGAAGCAGCAGCUGGCUGAGAGCAAGCAGGAUGGGGAGCAGCUAAGAGCCAAGAUCGUGGAGCUGGAAGCGCAGUGCAAGGAGAUCGAGGAGGAGAAGAAGAGGAACGCCCAGCUGGCCAAGCAAGUGGCUGAGCUGGAGGCCGAGAUAGACGAGAAGGACAAGGAGCUGACUGAACUGAGGAAGCAGGCUGAGAUCAUUCCUAAACUGAUGGACGAGUGUGAGAGCAUUAACCAGAAGCUGGAGUUGGCCGAAACAAAGAACAAGGACCUGGAGGACAGGAUGGAAACUCUGCAGGCCGACAUAGAUGACAGCCACCUGAAGCAGGAUCAGGUGCGUGUGGAGCUAAAGCGGUUCACGGACAUCCUGGAUGGCAAACUGGACGAGCUGCACGACUUCCGGCAGGGGUUGUCCAAACUGGGGAUGGAUAACUGAGAGAGCCGGCUGGGGGCACCCCUCCAUCCGAGACAGGCAGGAACAAAGAGGAAUUUACCCGCUGACUACAGCGCUCUACUUACUCAGAUGUUCUCACGCUGGCGUUUUGAUUUUUUUUUAACAGUUGAACUGAUAGUUCUCAGUUGUAACGCUGCUGCAAUGAGCCAUUUCCUGGCAGAUCGGGAGAGGGGGGUGGGGGGUGAUGAAUGGGUGGCAGAUUUGGUCUCAGAUGCCCGAUAAACUCUCUGUGUCUGACUCCUUCCACGAGGGGCCACUUAAUGACGUGCGGUGCCUCAGACGCAAACAGUACGGCGCGGUACUACGGCAGAGCAAUAACAGGGAAGGCUGCAAGCCACCCCAACCCACGGCAAGGACCUGCCGGACGGCGGCCAUUUGUGAUGUGGAAAAUGGAGCCUGGAGCCAGGCUGAGUGCCUCGCCGGCGACCUCCGGCGGACACGAUGACAGCUGGGACUACAUGCACAUACACAAACUGCACGGCAUCUCAAAGUGCCUCGGGUCCGCCUGCUCGCAGAAGCGCCCCUGCUCAGGAGAUCUCAAUAAUUUAGUACUAGCAAGUCUAAUUAAAAUAUUAUGAAAAUGAUACAUAUGUGUGGGCAUGCAUGUCUGCAAGAAUGAGGUGAUCUAUACAGUACAUACACAUCUGUCGUACAUUACUAUGGAUGGGGAAUGAAGAUCCAACCCAAAGUCAACAGCGGACAGUCGAAACACAACAUGGAGGUGGAUCUUCAACAUGAACACGAACACGCAACACAAAUGUGGACCUUCGGCAGCAUAUGACUGCAGACGUGCAACACGACCAUUAGCACAGAACAGGAAUGGACACGCGAUUCAACAUGUACGUGAACAUACAGGGUGAAAGUGGAUGAGCAACGUGAAGAUGAAAGAGCAGAUACAGGUGAACCUUCAGAAGAAACAUGAGCAGAAAAGAUGGAGGUGGAUCUUCAGAAGGAACAUGGAUCUUCAUGAGAAUGACCAGGGAGGUGCACAGUGAUUCCAGGCUCCUGCAAAGCCCACCAGACAGAGAGCUUCUGCUGAUGCUUUGACGGUGCAUCGUGAACACGGUGUGCCGACUCGUAUGUGCAUAGGAACAUAAGGGGUCUUUAGUCACAUGUUGUCAGCAGAAGGCUGAAGAUUUGCUGCGUCCAAGCUGGACUUUCCACACAGUGGCGGUUGGAGGGCGCCGCGUGUGCAUGAGUGUGUGUGCGUGACAUGGGAAGGGUGGAUCCGUAAAAAAACAGUACAUCUUUCAAUUAGUAGUUCAUAUGAGGGGUGUAUUUCCUGCAGUACUGUGUCCUUGUGGUGAUUUUACUUUUAAGUUUUUUUUUCGUGCUGGGGGUGGGUAAUUUAUAUACUAUAUACCAGUAUUAAGUAUUAACGAUUAAUAAUUAACACAUAACAGCCCACACGAGCCUUCAGUGCAGGGAAGACGGAUAUUUAUGUUGGUGUCUGCAGACUUGUCAGUGAACCAUUGACCCCCCCCCCCCCCCCAUCUCUGGAUGGCGAGAUUCCUACAGGACACAUGCCCCCCCAGAGAGAGGCAGAUUAGACCCUGCUGACUUUGAUACAGCUUCUAUCAUCUAUAACAAUAUAUAGUGAAGUUGACAAUACCUGCCCUUUUCCUUCUGUGAAAAUCCUGUACACUGCAGUGAUUUUUAUUUCACUUCUGUACCACAUAGAGAUAAUUACUGUUAAAGUAUAGUUUCAUUAAAAA
Molecule: messenger RNA, 3294 nt
Organism: Brienomyrus brachyistius
Lineage: Eukaryota; Metazoa; Chordata; Actinopteri; Osteoglossiformes; Mormyridae
Product: homer protein homolog 2-like
Exons: 9
Coding region: 497-1561 (354 amino acids)
Biological process (GO): regulation of store-operated calcium entry; G protein-coupled glutamate receptor signaling pathway
Cellular component (GO): postsynaptic density; plasma membrane; cytoplasm
Molecular function (GO): G protein-coupled glutamate receptor binding
Source: RefSeq, a predicted model, not a curated record